UCAGGAGUCAUUUAGCUGCCGUACACGAGGCUGUGCGGUUGUAUUUAUAAAAACUUUGAACAAACACACAGAGAGAGAAAGCCUAACCCUCUGUAAGUGAUGAAGAACUCAGAAGCUGUGCUGCAGGCUGCAGAUGUUUGUUGUGAUCAGGAAAAUAACGUACCAAAGGCACAGAGCAGCUGAUGGAGUCUAUCAGCAGUGGAUACUUGGAGGCCUGUGUAUCAUUGAAGGUGGGUCAGUGUGCAGAGCAUACAGAAGAAAGGAGACAUGGCUUGUACAUCACAGUCUGCCUUACAGUACAUCAAGAGUGCCAGACGCCACCUUGUGGGAGAAUUAACAAAUCUCUCUGUGAUUGUGGAGAACUUGUAUCAGCAAGAAGUUCUCGGAGAUGAAGAGGUCAGUAAAAUACAAGCAGGGACUGAUGACUAUGAUAAAACCAGAAACAUACUGGACUCAGUCAUAAAAAAAGGGGAAGACGCCUGCUAUGAGUUACUCAGGAUUAUUGACAUGACGAGAAAGAGGACCUUAGGGAGACCAUCGCUCCCUGAGAAAAAGAGUGUCACUUCAACUGAGACCAAAAAGUUUGACCUGCACCACUGGAUCAGCUGCUUUUCUUUCCAAGAAGACACACAAAUGGAUACAAACUACUUACAAGGUCCAAAGCCAUGUCACAAAUAUCAGGCAAAGUUGAAGUCAAAAGCACACAAAUUAUCAAAUAAGUUUUGGAUGGUAAGCAAAAAACUGUUUGAAGAAAACAACAAGCCUAACCUGUUGUACACUCCACUUGUAUUGGACACACAAGGAAAGGUUUCCCCAUCUAAAAUAAAAAAAACAAAAAGCAAGAAAAGCAAGAAGAGUCGCCCUAAGAAGCUAAGGACAUACAUCCCUGAGGACAAACCAGAAAUUUCCCCCAGUGACCUGCUGAAAACAGAUAAAGACAUACUCUUGGUUGGAAAGCCUGGAAUUGGAAAGACAGCACUCUGUCAUGAAAUGUUGAGACUCUGGGCAGAAAGAGAGAACAAGGAGCUAGAUUACAUGUUUUACUUUGACAUGAGAGAAACAUCCCAUAUCACAGCAGCCACGAGCCUGGAGGAUCUUCUUUUCGGGGUGUUCAGUGAACCAGUAGAAGGCAAAGAAGAGAUCUUACAGGAUAUAAAGAAGAACUCUGACAAUGUUACAGUCAUUUUUGAUGGAAUCACAGAUCUCAGCUCUUCAUCUGUGGUGCAGAAACUUGUGGAGAAGGACCUGCUGCCUGAUGCAAAGUUAAUUAUAACAUGCAGACUGGAUGAUGAUGAUGAUGAUGAAGACUUCUUUGCUGGAGACUUUCUCAGAGUAGAAGUGAGAGGCUUCAGUGAACGGACCAUAAAAACAUACUUAUCUGCAAUGCUUGGUGAGGAACAGAAGAAGGUUUUGUGCAACUUGGAGUUGUUAACUCUUUGCCAUGUCCCAAUGUAUGCUCUGAUGGUAGCUGCUUGCUUUUCAUCAGAGACAUCAGAAGACUCUCCACAGCCCUGCACUAUAACUGACAUAUACAUCAAAAUCGUCCGUUUUUGCCUUCAAAUGAACAGCAAAACAAAAACCAGAAAUCUUAAUUCCUUUAUCAGCAACAAGAGGGAGGAAAUACUGUCUCUGGCUGAGGUUGCUUUUCUUGCAACUGAAGGAAAAACUGUGAACUUGACAGAACUGCUCCAUGAAGACAGCUGUGUCCAUUCCUUCCUGAAACCACUUGUCAUCAAUGUCGAACCUACUAAGACAAUAACCAGAUAUGCAUUUCUCCAUUACACAAUGCAGGAGUUUUUUGCAGCACUGUGGCUCUUGAAGAAUGCAGAGAAAAUCAAGGUUGUUUUUCAGCAAUGCCUCACUGAGGAGAAGAAACACAUGAAACAUUUGAUCCCUUUUAUGUGUAGAUUGUUGAAUGAGAAGAACCCUACUUUGAUUGAAAGUCUGAUUCCAGCUCAGGAGCUCAAGAAUACAUCUACCUGGUUCUUCAAGGAGGUGAUAACCACAUUUUUCCCUCGUCUGUGUGACCAAGAUGAGACUGAUUCUGAGGACAGUAGGCUCAAUGUCGACAUACUGUUCUUAUGCCAGUGCUUGUAUGAGUCCCAGUGUCCUGAAGCAUGUCUCCACUUUCUGGACAAACUGGACUACCGUCUUGAUCUCAGUGGAGAGAGUCUUGAUCCCCACCAUUGCUGUGCUGUGUCCUAUGUGGUCACUGAGUCAAAGGAGAGGAAAACAUGGCUGAACCUUGAGGACGCAGUGGUGUCAGAACAAGGAAUGAGACGACUACUUGGAUGCCUUAAAAAUGUUCAAUGGUGUGACCCUUUGCCACGGCAGCUGUGGAAGAUUUUCCUUCUCAGUGAGGAGCAGAUGGACCACAUUAGUUUACUUGGCUUUGAUGGGAAUCAGUUGCACCUUCCAGUUAAAGGUGAAAGACAGCUGUUUGAGAGAGCAGUAAAAGUCAUGCAGAAGAUUACUACGAAGGUUAAUGUCUGCCUCUACUGGGACAGGGCUACUCCUGUCUGCCAAAGUCUGUGUGAGUCCCUCUUAGAGGCUUUGCCAAACAUCAGCUCACUCAGUUUCAAGAGGAUCUACAGAGAUCCAGGUUUACAGGACCAGGAGCGAUGCCAUGAGACACUGGAGAGAGAAGAAAAGGACCUGUUACUGGAUUUAUGCCUGAAAGCAGCACUUUAUAAAGGAGAAAUAUUUCACAAUGUAGUGAAUAUGCUCGUCUCACUGUUUUCUGUGGACACUGACUUAAAUAACAUCCUUCUUGAUUUUUAUCAACACAUCAAGAGUAAAGAUUGUUUAAAUAUCAUUCCAAAAGUACAGCAACUUUUCCAGUCACCUACAUACUGGUCCAUAAACCUGUCAGAGAGAAAGGUCUCCAUCCUGCUGGAAGUGCUGAAACUCCAAUCAGAGAAGAAAGAAGUCCUUUGA
Messenger RNA from Thunnus maccoyii (southern bluefin tuna), 2937 nucleotides. RefSeq names its product NACHT, LRR and PYD domains-containing protein 13-like. Lineage: Eukaryota; Metazoa; Chordata; Actinopteri; Scombriformes; Scombridae. Gene Ontology annotation, biological process: regulation of apoptotic process. Gene Ontology annotation, molecular function: ATP hydrolysis activity. The transcript is spliced from 7 exons. The coding region runs from base 268 to 2937 and encodes 889 amino acids. The record is from RefSeq and is a predicted model, not a curated record.